AUGUCAUCAUCUGAUCAAGAAUCUCAACAAAAACCUCAAAUGUGUGGUUUUCGUGCUCCACGACAUGUUUAUUCAUGUAUAAUUAAAAAUAAAACAAAUGAAGAAUUGUCCGUUAUUAUUGAAUAUGCUGGUAUUAAUGAGACACAUUCCGAGACAAUGGAUGUUACACUUGCAAAAGAUGAUGAACAAAAAAUAAAUGAAAAAACAUUUGAUCAUGAAAAUGAUAGUGGUUGUUUAGGACGAAAAACUGUUCAUAAAAUUCAUGUUAAAAAAUUUUCGGGUAAAACAAUGGAAUUACAAGAGCCAUUUGAAGGUGUUACAAGUCCCGUUCAAGAUUGGGAAUUUCUUAUUUAUGAUAAUGAAAUUAAAUCACAAAAUCCAUCAGAAAAAUAA
Didymodactylos carnosus is the source of this 393-nucleotide messenger RNA. The record is from the annotation of a GenBank genome assembly. Lineage: Eukaryota; Metazoa; Rotifera; Eurotatoria; Philodinida; Philodinidae.